AUGGCCACUAUGUCGCAAAGCGGAGGACCCAUUCAACGAGAUAAUCCUGAACCAAAGCUAGAUCAAGAAAUGAAAGAUGAGACAUUGGAAGACCGCCUUGCAGUGAUCCAAGGUACAUUCCUUCAUAUGAAAAAUGAAUUCACUGCUUUGUGCCAAAGAAUUGAACAAAAAGGAUCCAAUGUUGGCGAAAUCGACCUGCUCGCAGUGGAGACCACAAUGGAUCAAUUUCGCGAGCUGGAACAGAAGAUGACCAUCUGGAAGCGGGACGUGGCUCAUAGCGUUAUGAGGACUGGGAAGUACCCUAUCAACAUUAAAGUUGAUGGGCACAAUAAUCCAGUUUAA
Melampsora larici-populina 98AG31 is the source of this 342-nucleotide messenger RNA. RefSeq lists its product as uncharacterized. Bases 1 to 342 code for a protein of 113 amino acids. NCBI's taxonomy places the organism in Eukaryota, Fungi, Basidiomycota, Pucciniomycetes, Pucciniales, Melampsoraceae. The record is from RefSeq and is a predicted model, not a curated record. The transcript is spliced from 3 exons.